UCACUCGUCGACUUUUCCUCCAGAAGUUGAAGAUGCCUGAUCCGGUUAAGGCUCCGAAGAAGGGCUCAAAGAAAGCCGUCUCUAAGAGCGUCUCCAAGACCGGCAAGAAGAAGAGGAAGACCAGGAAGGAGAGCUACGCCAUCUACGUGUACAAGGUCCUGAAGCAGGUCCACCCCGACACCGGCAUCUCGUCCAAGGCCAUGCUGAUCAUGAACUCGUUCGUGAGCGACAUCUUUGAGCGCAUCGCCGGCGAGUCCUCCCGUCUGGCUCACUACAACAAGCGCUCCACCAUCACCUCCAGGGAGAUCCAGACCGCCGUCCGCCUGCUGCUGCCCGGUGAGCUGGCCAAGCACGCCGUGUCUGAAGGCACCAAGGCCGUGACCAAGUACACCAGCUCCAAGUAAACCCGCUGUUACACCAGCAACACAAAGGCCCUUUUCAGGGCCCCCACUGCUUCAACUCAGAGCUGCCUUCCUCACUUAUUAACUACAGCUGAUGUCUCUCACUAAACCUCCAUGUUUCUCUCUAUGCAACACAGAAGUGAGGUCAGACCCCCCCCCUCAGCUCAUUAGCUGUUUUCUGACACAGAACAUUAGUUUAUUGGCUUUUUUAAGAAUUCACUUUGUGUAAAUAACCGAUAAAAUAAACUAGCUAGCUGAUUAUAGACCUGUUAUAAAAAUAAACCUGCCUGAUGUUGUUUAUCAUUUUAUCCCAAAUAUACUAACCCAACAUUUUACUACUUAGAAACUAAAAAUCUAAAUAUAAAAAAGCAAACUUGUUUUCAGGCUCCCCUGACUGUAAAUAUAUAUAAAUUGAACACAAGAAAAAAAAAAAAAAA
Micropterus salmoides (largemouth bass) is the source of this 838-nucleotide messenger RNA. RefSeq names its product histone H2B 1/2-like. Gene Ontology annotation, cellular component: nucleosome. Gene Ontology annotation, molecular function: structural constituent of chromatin; DNA binding; protein heterodimerization activity. NCBI's taxonomy places the organism in Eukaryota, Metazoa, Chordata, Actinopteri, Centrarchiformes, Centrarchidae. The record is from RefSeq and is a predicted model, not a curated record. The transcript has a single exon. The coding region runs from base 33 to 404 and encodes 123 amino acids.